AAUUGGCCGCCGUUUCUCGCCAGUUGGUUGACCGCAGCCAAGUCCGUAUUCAUACAUGGAUUUAUCAGCAGCUCUACGACCGUGUCGAAUGUGAAUUGGUCCGACCCCGUUGCCACCAUAAUUAGAAUCCAUCACACCGACGACAUGACCGAAGAAGAUUUGAUACCAGAUACCGGUGCCGUAUUUACUUAUGGAAAGAGUGAUUUCGCCGACAACAUUCCAAGUCACUUCUUCAUCAGGAACGAUCCCGUGGUCGAGAUCAGUUGUGGCGAUGGACACUCGGGAAUCGUUUGCCAGAACGGUCGAGUAUUUUGUUUUGGCAAAAACUUAUUUGGACAAUUGGGACUAGGUCACAAAGAAAACGUCUACAAACCCAACUGCGUGAAAAGUUUGAAGCCAGAAAAAAUAUUACACAUAGCGUGUGGUCGGUCGCACACUAUCGUAUCAACAGACAGCGACGUCGUCUAUGGAUUUGGCGAUAACAGCAACGGACAGCUCGGACAACCGACGACCACCGAAGGCAGCAGUUUUCCCAUUCGGAUUACAAAGUUCGACGAUAAAAUCAUUCAGAUUGCCGCCGGAUCACAUCACACGGCUGUCCUCGUCGAAAACGGAGACGUGUACGUUUGGGGGUCCAACGGCGAUAAACAAUUGGGCAUCGAACCUUCAAACGAAUCGUAUAGUGUGAGGUCACCGACUAUAGUUUCCAUUUUCCAGCCAGUCGUUUACAUAGCCUGUGGGGCCAACCACUCGGCGUUUGUCACAAAGACUGGAGAGAUGUUCACAAGCGGUAACCGGGAACACGGUAAACUCGGGCAUGAUUAUUUGUCGCUCCACCGGGUGGACACGACCGAAAAGAUUAUUCAAGUGGCUUGCGGUGCAAACCAUACGAUUGCGUUAAACGACUCCGGUAAAGUGUUUGUUUGUGGCAACAACGACUACGGUCAGAUCGGUCUAAAAGGAGUCACGUCUCAAGGGCAUCUUUACCCUUGCACAGUCACCAACGAACGGAUCGUCAGUGUCAAAUGCGGAGAAAACCACACGGCACUCAUAACAGCCGGCGGCAAGUUGUUCACGUGCGGAGAUGGCAAGUACGGUAAACUGUGCGUUGACAUAGGCCAAGUAACCAUUCCUGUGCUGGUCACGGAUUUCGUCGACAGACAAUUGAACGUACAAAUGGUAAGUUGUGGGGCUAAUCAUACGUUGGUAUAUGCCGAGCCGACCGAUGGCGAACGGCAUAUCGAAAGCAACACCGCUCAACAGGUGAAACCAACUAAUCACGAAACGUUACCUCCUCUGAAAGUACCAAAAAAAGCGGUCGAAGAGCGCAAAGAGCACACAGUACCAAAAACUUUAACGAACGGCAACGGCGACGAAGUCAAAUACAUUGUAAACGAAAGUAUAAAGGGUAAUAUUAGAAUACCUUCGCCAGAUCAACAAACUCGCACUGGCGUCAUUAUUAUUACAGCGAUUGAAGAUCAAAAUAAAAAUGUAAAUGACAAGUCCAGCAAAAAAGAAGACAAAGACAAUCACAUGCUGGACAAGUCGAAUGAAGAACGAACUGAUGAAAAAACGAAAAACAAAACGAAGUAUCCAAAAAAUGCGCGAAUUAAGUCUCGAUUAUGUACAAUAAUCUAGUCGGAGAUUGUUAAUUUAUAUUUGUUAUAAAUUGGUUUGUAAAAAGAAUGUCAACGGUUCGUCAUAUUACACGAUAAUCGUAUUUUGCAGAGUUGUGUGUAGAUAAUUAAAAUAUGUUUAUAUAAAAAUGUUAAACACUGCACACGAUGUAAUAUUUUUGGUA
Molecule: messenger RNA, 1801 nt
Organism: Adelges cooleyi (spruce gall adelgid)
Lineage: Eukaryota; Metazoa; Arthropoda; Insecta; Hemiptera; Adelgidae
Product: X-linked retinitis pigmentosa GTPase regulator-like
Exons: 13
Coding region: 145-1638 (497 amino acids)
Source: RefSeq, a predicted model, not a curated record